Molecule: messenger RNA, 675 nt
Organism: Stegostoma tigrinum
Lineage: Eukaryota; Metazoa; Chordata; Chondrichthyes; Orectolobiformes; Stegostomatidae
Gene: hypk
Product: huntingtin interacting protein K
Exons: 4
Coding region: 47-403 (118 amino acids)
Biological process (GO): negative regulation of apoptotic process; protein stabilization
Source: RefSeq, a predicted model, not a curated record
UGCCGCGCGUUGGAGUGGUUUCCGGCAGCGUGGACCGGCGGCACUGAUGGCGGAGGCUGACGGAGACCUGGACUUGGAGAAUGAGGAGAGCGAGCGGCCUGCAGAGAAACCGCGAAAACACGACAGCGGAGCGGCGGACCUCGAGAGGGUGACCGACUAUGCGGAGGAGAAAGAGAUUCUCAGCUCGGACCUGGAGACGGCAAUGUCUGUCAUUGGAGACAGAAGAUCCCGGGAGCAGAAAGCUAAACAGGAAAGGGAAAAAGAACUGGCAAAAGUGACCAUCAGGAAGGAGGACGUUGAACUGAUUAUGAACGAAAUGGAGAUCUCUCGAAGUGCCGCAGAGCGUGGUUUACGAGAACACUUGGGAAAUGUCGUUGAAGCCUUGAUAGCUCUCACUGACUGAAGUCACAGUGCUUCACCCUGAGGCACUUUUGGAGACAUUUGGGAGGGGUGGGUAGUGGAUUGAGGGUGGGGCAAGAUGGAAUCGAACAGGAGAUCCAUUUAUCUGUGCACUCACAGGGCUGUUUGGUAGCAGGACCUGGGAUCGUUUCAGUGAAAUGAAUGUUUUGCUGCCGAAGAUCCAACACUGACAUCCUGAAGAUGGGCAUGAUGCUCCAACUGGAGAAGAAAUAAAAGACUCCAGUUGUACCAAUAAAUAUAAGCUCGUUACUCAAA